Molecule: messenger RNA, 608 nt
Organism: Prorocentrum cordatum
Lineage: Eukaryota; Dinophyceae; Prorocentrales; Prorocentraceae
Source: the annotation of a GenBank genome assembly
GGGAAGCAGGGUCCUGUCCGCAGAGUGCAUCUAUACAUGCCACCGCCGCCACCAGCGAGGGCCAUCCUGGGCCCCCUGAUGGUGUACAGACCCUCCUUGCCUCGGUCAGGAGGCGUGCACACCAUGCGUUGGCCCAGGAAUGCCCUGGCCAGACACGGUGGUGGUGUAUAGAUGCCUUCUGCGUACCCUUGCAUGUCGAGAUUCGGACAAUUGCAGCGGUCGGGUUGGGCUCGAGGCUGGUUCACGCCGGGCCGCAGAGCCUUCCAGCGCGCCCUCGUGCCGUCGCCAACCGUCCUCGGCUCGAGCAGUGCCGUGCCCCGAGCGGACAGCCAGCCUGGUCCCCCCGCCGCACCGCACGCUCGCUGACUCUCGCUGCCGCCCGCCGGGGCAGCGCUCUGCUUCGCGAUGCUGUCCCGGCGGCCGCGGCGAGGGCCCAGCCCAGCCCGCAGAGAUGCUGGACCUCGCCACGCUCUUCGCCGCCACCGGGCUGCAGGAGGAGCUCGCCGAGGGCCAGAAGAAGCACCCCGUGAUCACCGACGCCGAGGCCAGCACGAGCUUCGUCGAGGAAGCUGCGGAGCAGAUCUCCGCCGCGUUCGAGUCGGUCGAGG